This is a messenger RNA of Xiphophorus couchianus (Monterrey platyfish), 1743 nucleotides long. RefSeq names its product homeobox D10a (gene hoxd10a). Lineage: Eukaryota; Metazoa; Chordata; Actinopteri; Cyprinodontiformes; Poeciliidae. Gene Ontology annotation, cellular component: nucleus. Gene Ontology annotation, molecular function: DNA-binding transcription factor activity, RNA polymerase II-specific; RNA polymerase II cis-regulatory region sequence-specific DNA binding. Bases 314 to 1297 code for a protein of 327 amino acids. The record is from RefSeq and is a predicted model, not a curated record. The transcript is spliced from 2 exons. Gene Ontology annotation, biological process: regulation of transcription by RNA polymerase II.
UUCCACGUUUUGUUUUUAUUUUAGAUGUUCCUUUCAACGUAAUCAUACAGCCUCCUUCAAGUCCUGCAAAACCAAUUUCAAGUCCGCGUCAUAGGUGUCGCUGUUGACCACGUCUGCCUCCGCAGAGAGAGCGCGUCCAGCCAGAGGAGGCUGCGUCUCAAGGCCAUUUUCAAAUCUCAUUGGUGGGUUUGUCAUGUGGUCCGCAGGCAUCCUGACUUACAGAUUGUUUUUCCUAGACAUGUCAGCUUACAAAAAGACAUCUCUCUUCUCUUAAGAACUGAAACCUAACAAAAAAAAAAAUAAAAAAAUAGCGAUGUCUUUCCCCAGCAGUUCACCUGCGACCAACCCGUUCUUAGUGGACUCUUUGAUCGGCGCCUGCAGGACAGACAGCUUCUACUCCAACAGCAGCAUGUACAUGCCGUCCGGCUCGGACAUGCACGGGACCUACGGAAUGCAAACCUGUGGACUCCUGCCGUCUUUCGGCAAAAGGGGGGAGGUUGGACCCCAAAACACGGCCAUGAGCGUCCACUCGUACAUACCCCAGAUGGACACCUGGACUGAUCCGAGCAGAACCUGCAGAACAGAGCAGAUGUCAAACUGCACGUUUCCACAGAGCAUCAAGGAAGAGAGCAACUGCUGCAUGUACUCAGAUAAGAGAGUCCAAAAAGAGGGAUAUUCGAACGUCAUUGGAGAACCCUGCCCCGUGGAGGGUCCGGAGAUCCCGGUUCCGGGCUACUUCAGAUUGAGUCAAACUUACGCUAACGGGAAGCACCCGGAAAACUACUGCCCGGAGCCGCCGAGCCCGAACCCGACACUCGCGCAGCUCAGCCGGGUCACUCCAAAACCGCAGCACGCCACCUCCUCCUCCUCUUCCUCUGGCUUUGCAGAGGCGGAAAAGAACGUCCGGGAUCCAGAAACGAUAACCAGCACACCGAACCGAGGGGAGAGUCCGGACCCAGUAAAGUCCGGCUCUGAAGAGAAAACCGAAGCGUCCAGCCCCGAGCUGCAGAAGGAAGGGAAAGACUGCAAGAGUGACGCGCUGACGAACAACUGGCUCACGGCGAAGAGCGGCAGGAAGAAGAGGUGCCCCUACACUAAGCACCAGACCUUGGAGUUGGAGAAGGAGUUCCUAUUCAACAUGUACCUGACCCGGGAGCGCCGCCUAGAGAUCAGCAGGAGCGUCAACCUGACCGACAGGCAGGUCAAGAUCUGGUUCCAGAACCGCAGGAUGAAAUUGAAGAAAAUGAACCGGGAAAACCGCAUCCGGGAACUGACCUCGAAUCUCACCUUUUCCUGAGCCUCCACGCGCUUCUGGUUAUAGCUCUUUUUAAAUUUUUUUUUGGUGUGCUUUUCGUGGCAUUUGGACGUUUAUCUUAACUUUCAACAAAGCUGUGACUGUCUCCUGUGUUGCGUGGCGUCGUGUGUUUCUGUUAUUUCAUCACAGGGUAGAGCACUUUUUGGUCUUAAAGCAUUACGUGACGAGCAAGCACUCCUUCCUUCCUUUUUUUUUUUUUUUUUUACCAAAAAAGACUUCCUGACAUAAAGUGGGGAUGAAGAAGCUGUGGAGUCACGGAAGCACAUUUUGUCGUGUUUUUGUGAAACAUUUCUUUUGCUCUUUUCGUGCAAGCCUCCCUUCUUUUGCUUGAUGCAAACACGUUUCCUUGACGGAAAACAAUGAUAAACUGUGGAUUUAUUGCAUGUUUUGGUGCAUGUGUAUCUUGCAAUAAAUAUGUGGUCAAAGAA